UAAAUAGGAAAUUUUUUUCUCAUUUUUCACUUUUUACUGAUCUUGAACAAACACUCUCCUUUUAUCUGUACGAAACACAAACCGGAACACCUUGGAAAACUCUUCCGGUUCAUUAACUUUCCAAACCGGAACACAUUUGGUAAGUGGUCCGGUUCAGAAAAAUACUUCACGGAACACUUUUGGUUUCUGUUCCGGUGCGUUCGCUUCCAAACCGGAACACAAUUUGGAACUCUUCCGGUUUGUUGCCUAUGAUACCGGAACGCUUUUGAAAUCUGUUCCGGUUUGUUUUCAUCUCCACCGGAACCCUUUUGAAAACUGUUCCGGUUUAGCUCAGUUGCAAACCGGAACCCUUUUUGGAACUGUUCCGGUUUGGUUUUUUUUUAUUUUUUUUUUAAUUUUUUUUUUUUUAAUUUUUUUUUCAGGAAAAUGCGUACACUUGGACCAGACGGGAGACCACAUACCCGCCGCCGCCGCGACGAAGCUGGUUCCUCUAACCCACCACCACAGCCAGUUGGAUAUCCUGGUGGACCAUCAGAUUUAUCUUUACUUGUUCGAUAUCAAGACCAUGUUGCUCGCCGGUUAUGGUACGGAGAGGAAAGAGGCUCUAAAAAGGAGCUUAAAGUUGCUGGGCACGGGACGAAGCUCCAGGAGAGAGUGCCUCAGCAGCUCCCACCUGAGAUUGAGGCUAUCGUGUCUAGGUCAGGUCUGGCUUCUCUUCAGAGAACUAGCCUGACCAAGAUAGACGUUAAUCUCGUCUCAGCAUUUGUGGAGAGGUGGCAUGUUGAGACUUCGUCGUUUCACAUGCCAUUUGGUGAAAUGACGAUUACUUUAGAUGAUGUUGCGUGCCUGCUCCAUUUGCCUAUCAAUGGUAUGUUCUGGUAUCCUGAUGAGCAUGUCACAGAGCAGGUGGCUGUUGAUCUUGGCUGUGAGUUAUUGGGAGUGGAUAGACAUGCCAUGGCUGUACAUGUGUGUUCUUGCAGGGGAGCUUAUUACUCACUGCAGUGGCUGUAUGACAGAUUCGUGCAGUACCGUGCUGCUGGUAGUUGGACUUACGCGACCAGGGCAUAUCUGAUGAUGUUGGUAGGUUCUACCAUUUUUGCGGAUAAGACAUUUACCCUGGUUGAGGCCCGAUAUUUGCUAUUGUUUAGAGAUCUACGUGGGCUUGGUUCAUACAGUUGGGCAUCAGCGGCACUGGCCACUCUUUAUCGCCACCUUGGGGAUGCAUCUAUGUUUAGUUGCAAGCAACUCGGUGGAUAUCCUACUCUUCUACAGUGUUGGAUACAUGAGUACUUUCCUACUCUGGGAAGGAAAGGAGAAAAUUGGCGGUCAGACAACCAAGGGCUUCCGAGGGCGAUGAGAUGGUUCUACAGACAGGGGGCCAUCAAGGUGGAUGCAUAUAGACCGAUAUUGGAUCAGCUGACACCUACAGACGUCAUAUGGCGUCCAUUCGAGGAUCAUCGACCUCAUAUUGCUUUUAACGAGCUAUCUUUAUACAGAGGUUUCCUUGUUUGGGGUGACAUACAUGUGUUGUACUUACCCGAUAGGUGUCUUCGCCAGUUUGGUAUUCGCCAGUAUAUCCCGCCUGCACCUCCUGCUGAUACGCUCAGCAACGAUGAGAUUGCUGUGGAGUGGAUUGGUUAUCACCAGAGCGUGACAGAUGUGAUUAGAGGUACGGAGGCGGUGGGAUACCCUCAUGAGACGGUGGAUGGAUAUUUAGAGUGGUAUUACCGUGUGUCUCAUCCUCAGGUUGUGCCGCCCCCACCUAGUGAGCGUAGAGAGGUUCCAGUUCCUGUCUUUGAUGCAGGACCAGCUGAUCCAGAUUGGGCUCGUGCCUCCACACUGGUUCGCCGUUAUCUCCGGCAGGUAGAGGCCGAGGAGGAUGAUGUCGCGUAUGCUGACUUAUUUGAGGUGUUGCGCAUCGCCGAUGAGCAUUGA
Molecule: messenger RNA, 1935 nt
Organism: Vicia villosa (hairy vetch)
Lineage: Eukaryota; Viridiplantae; Streptophyta; Magnoliopsida; Fabales; Fabaceae
Product: protein MAIN-LIKE 1-like
Exons: 3
Coding region: 427-1935 (502 amino acids)
Biological process (GO): meristem development; meristem maintenance
Source: RefSeq, a predicted model, not a curated record